ACAAAAAAAAGCCACUUCUUCUCGUCCUUCUUCUUCUUCCACUUCUUCACCUUCUUCACCUUUCCUUUUGUAUUUUCCUCACGAAUUGCGUUUUUCCACUGAUUGACCAUCGGAGGAAAGCGAUUUCCCUUUCCUUCUCCGAAUCCGAUUUCUCGAUUCCAGAGAAAGCGCCGAUAGUUCUGAUUCCCUUUUCGAGUCUUCAUUCAUGGAGUUCCGGAGAUCGGAUUCCGCGACGAGGCUGUUUCUAGGGUUUCUGGUUCUGUCCUUGGCGCCUCUGUCGCUUCACGCGAGGUUCGUCGUCGAGAAGAACAGCUUGAGGGUGACGUCACCCGACCGAAUCAGAGGCACUCACGACAGCGCCAUUGGAAACUUCGGGAUUCCUCAGUAUGGUGGAAGCAUGGCCGGGAAUGUCGUUUACCCUAAAGAUAAUCAGAAAGGUUGUAAGGAGUUCUCUGACUAUGGGAUUUCGUUCCAAUCGAAGCCCGGAGCUCUUCCGACCUUCGUUUUGGUCGAUCGCGGAGAUUGCUUCUUUGCUUUGAAGGUCUGGAAUGCCCAGAAGGCAGGAGCAUCAGCUGUUCUUGUUGCUGAUGACAUGGAGGAAGCACUGAUUACAAUGGACUCUCCUGAAGAAGAUGGUUCAACUGCCAAAUACAUUGAGAACAUUACAAUCCCAUCAGCACUCAUUGAAAAAAGUUUUGGUGAAACAUUAAAGAAAGCGAUCAACUCUGGGGAUAUGGUGAAUGUAAAUCUGGAUUGGAGAGAAGCUGUUCCACACCCGGAUGAUCGUGUGGAGUAUGAACUGUGGACCAAUAGCAAUGACGAAUGUGGAGUUAAAUGUGAUAUGCUGAUGGAAUUUGUGAAGGAUUUUAAGGGUGCGGCUCAGAUUCUUGAGAAAGGUGGCUAUACUCAAUUCACACCGCAUUAUAUUACUUGGUAUUGUCCUGAAGCGUUUACCUUGAGCAAACAGUGCAAAUCUCAGUGUAUCAAUCAUGGAAGAUACUGCGCUCCUGAUCCUGAACAGGACUUCAGCACAGGUUAUGAAGGGAAAGACGUGGUUCUGGAAAACCUAAGGCAGCUUUGUGUUUUUAAAGUGGCAAAUGAGUCCAAGAAGCCUUGGGUCUGGUGGGACUAUGUCACUGAUUUUCAAAUUAGAUGUCCUAUGAAGGAGAAGAAGUACAACAAGGAUUGUGCUAAUGCUGUCAUUCAAUCUCUUGGGCUUAAUGCCAAAAGCAUAGAGAGGUGCAUGGGAGACCCUCAAGCAGACUCUGACAAUCCUGUUCUGAAAGAAGAGCAAGAUGCUCAGGUCGGGAAGGGAUCAAGAGGUGAUGUGACCAUAUUGCCUACUCUUGUUGUCAAUAACAGACAAUACCGAGGAAAAUUGGAGAAAGGUGCUGUUCUGAAGGCUAUCUGUUCAGGUUUUGAGGAAACCACAGAGCCAACUGUUUGUUUGAGUGGUGAUGUGGAAACAAAUGAGUGCUUGGAGAGCAAUGGUGGUUGCUGGCGGGAUAAAUCAGCCAAUCUCACUGCCUGCAAGGACACAUUCCGUGGGAGAGUAUGCGAGUGUCCUGUGGUUGAUGGGGUGCAGUUCAAAGGAGAUGGUUAUACUACCUGCGAAGCAAGUGGGCCUGGAAGAUGCAAGAUCAAUAAUGGUGGGUGUUGGCAUGAAGCUCGAAAUGGGCAUGCAUUCUCUGCGUGCACUGAUGAUGGGGAGGUCAAAUGCAAGUGUCCUCCUGGAUUCAAAGGUGAUGGUGUCCACAGUUGUACAGAUAUUGAUGAAUGCAAAGAGAGGAAAGCCUGUCAGUGCUCUGAAUGCAGCUGCAAAAAUACAUGGGGAAGCUAUGAAUGCUCUUGCAAUGGCGAUUUACUGUAUAUCAGGGACCACGACACCUGCAUAAGUAAAACUGCUAGCGAGACACGAUCUGCUUGGGCCAUUGUUUGGGUUAUUUUGAUAGUGGGUAUGGCUGCUGGUGGGGCAUAUCGUGUCUACAAAUACAGAUUAAGGUCAUAUAUGGACUCGGAAAUCAGAGCUAUAAUGGCGCAGUAUAUGCCUCUGGACAGCCAAGCAGAAGUUCCGAAUCAUGUCAACGAGGAACAUGCAUGAAAAAGAAAUCGCCAUUUGUAAUCUUCGAAGAACUUCAUGUGAUGAAACUGUGGAUGUGUACCGUGAAAAUACCUUUCCUCAUCGAGACACAGAAUUUUGAGUGUGAUCUUAUAGAUGCCUGUAACAUAUGUUGGACAAUAAGUUAAUGCAGAUUUGAAAAUGUCCGCCGUUUAUUAGGACUCCAAUAUGCACAGGACAGUUGAAGGAAUUGACUUGGAGAAGGGGCAAAGAUUGAAUGGAAGGGAGUUUACCAUAACGUCCAAAUUUUCACUACAAUCAUGAUACUUGUCCAUUUAUUAAAAGUGCAAUUCUGUAAUUUACUAGCUUCUUAGGACAGGUUGAACUUCAUGUCAUAACUAAAUUUCAUUGAUUUAAAGACAGUUUUUCCUUUUCUUUUUU
This is a messenger RNA of Morus notabilis, 2500 nucleotides long. Its product is annotated as vacuolar-sorting receptor 3. Bases 206 to 2101 code for a protein of 631 amino acids. The transcript has 12 exons. Lineage: Eukaryota; Viridiplantae; Streptophyta; Magnoliopsida; Rosales; Moraceae. Gene Ontology annotation, molecular function: calcium ion binding. The record is from RefSeq and is a predicted model, not a curated record.